Molecule: messenger RNA, 847 nt
Organism: Punica granatum (pomegranate)
Lineage: Eukaryota; Viridiplantae; Streptophyta; Magnoliopsida; Myrtales; Lythraceae
Source: RefSeq, a predicted model, not a curated record
AAACAUAUGUGUUGAAUAUCUUUGUUAUUGAACCCACCAUUCCACGUUACUCAGAAAAUGUCUCAACCUUCACCUCCUCCCCUAGUCCUCUCCUUAUCCUUCCUCUUCCUCCUCCCCCUUCUCCCCGCGGCGUCCGCCUCUACCUCGGCCGCCUCCAUACAAAGCCUCCUCCUCAGCCAGGGCCUGCCGGGCGGGCUGUUCCCGGAAAGCGUCAAGUCAUUCAGCCUCGACCCGAACGGUCUCCUCGAGGUCAUCCUAGAGAGGCCAUGCCUUGCUAAGUUCGAGACCAAGGUCUACUUCGACAGCAUUGUGCGUGCCAACCUCACGUACGGGAGGCUUCAGGGCUUGGAGGGCCUCGCCCAGCAGGAACUCUUCCUGUGGCUGCCCGUCAAGGACAUCAUAGUCAAUGACCCUUCCUCGGGGCUGAUCCUGUUCGACAUCGGCCUUGCCCACAAGCAGCUCUCCCUAUCCCUCUUUGAAGACCCUCCUCCAUGUAAACCUCAAGGUGAUAAAGUUGUCAUAACAAAGAAAGGAGGGAGGAAGAGUAUGGGAUUUGGAUCUGAGAGAUGAAAAAUUAGAUCUGACAGCCUAAAAUAUGCUGUUUGUUGCCCUUUUUGGAGUUCUCUUUUUUCUUUUUUUCUGCAGAGGAGAAAAGAAAAGAGAGACUUGGGGUGUGAAUUUUUGCCGGUUGUUGCUUAGGAGAAAAAGAAGAGAGAAUAUGUAUGGACAUAUGGGAAUGGUAUAAUUUUUGUCAUCACUCGAGAAUUACAUCGAUUUUGUGUGUUUUUUCGCAUGGAUUUGUCCCAUCGUUUGCAUGUUUUAAUAGGAAAUGCAUUCUUUUGAGACU